AUGGCACCAAACCAAAGCCAAGAACGCAAGGCAGCCGCAGCUGCAAUAUUCUUGUUGUUGUUCCUUGCGAUACGUAAAAGCAUAACUGCACUCACAAUGCUCCAUGGGUCAUCAUCCUCAUUAUCAUCGCUUGCAUUCUCCGUUGCCCAUGAACAUCAUCCAAACGAACGGAUAAAAAACGCUGAUGAUAUGAGAAUUUGGGAGAUCAUAUGGAGAGAUGCCACAAUCCCAUCCAUAAAGACGACCGAUGUGCCCAUGAAAGAGCGAGAGAGAACAUGGAAGCAACUCUCAGAUCAGACACCAAUCGUAUCCAUGAAACAUGUACAGGAUUUGUUUGCCGCAUUCCCCAUCCCGAGAGACGCCAUACAACACUACAAUCAAGACGCCUUCCACGGUUUGAUAUCGAGCUUGAUCCAGGCGCAAAGAGAUGGAAGGAACUUUACGAUUGUGGCAAAUGGUGGUUCCGCAACGGCUGGAGGCGGGAAUCCGUCGACGCCAGAAGAACAUCGAUACUACCCCAGUUUUUCUAGAUACUUGAACGCAUUAUUAGUACCAGCACACUUUGUCAAGGAUGGAGGCAAACCCCCAACUGUGCAAUGGGUAAAUCAGGGACAUGGAUUUCGAACAUCGCUGCACACAGCAAUAUUCUUUGACAGUUUUAUUCCUUCCGAUACCGAUUUACUGAUAUGGGAGUUCUCCAUCAAUGACCCAAGCAUUGGAUUGAGGGACCAAGACUUGAUUUUGAGGAGUGCCCGAGAUAGUCUACUGUCGUGGCUGUAUCAGGUAAAGAGGAUGAAGAAUCCACCCAAGGUGAUAUUGAUAUAUAAGUGGGACCCUCCAUUUCACCGAGACAACGCAACGCAAAAGAUUGUCAGUCGAGCCUUUGAUGCCCAUGGAACCAUGGCGAGACAAUUUCCUUUUGUUAUCGGGCACAUCCACCUGGCCGAUUACAUCGGUGAACUCCAAAUUCCGAACUGCGAGAAAUGGAAUCAGUGUCCCAUUCUCAGUGAUCACUGCCAUAUCAGCAAGAUAGGACACAUGGCGACCGCGUUUUUGCUGCUGAACUUUCUGAAUCCAAACAAAGCUUCCGAAUUUCUUUCUCCUACAGCGGAUGUUACCAUUGAUGAUGCCAACUACGAGUGGAGUUGUGGUGUAGAGACGGAAGCGAAACGGAUUUUGAAGGAGGUCACGACUACUCCAUCGAAAGAGUGGAGACCCCCAAUUGGCACAUGGACUGCGGAUUUACCUUUGCAUACACACGGCCGCCUGGUAGAAGGUCCGAGGAUGGGAAAUCCCCACCUCAUUGGUGCAGAGGACCCUAUGAGAAUCGACAGACAACAAGCAAUCUCUAUCUAUAUGUGUGAUAAUGACAAUGAAAAGGGUUCCUUUUCAGUAGUGGUGACACCACCACUCGAACCACUGAGAAAUGCUCGAGUCGUUUUGUUUACUUUUAGGAACCAAGACUUGAUGGACAGUGAUAGCUUUCAGGUACGUCUAAAUGGUUCCACUGAGAAGGCGAAGGGGGAGCUGGUCCCAGUGCGGGUCAAGAGGAAUCUCGAUAUUCAAGAAGAGUGGCGCUGCCAUUUUUCGUGUCCCUGGAGCUAUUCGGCUGACGUUUAUGUGUACGUCUUUCAUGAACCACAAGCAACUGUCCAUUCCAUGGAACUGUGUACUCCUACCAUUCCCAUCCCAAAACCAAAGGUGCAAUCGGUAGUAUUCUGGUGA
Cylindrotheca closterium is the source of this 1725-nucleotide messenger RNA. NCBI's taxonomy places the organism in Eukaryota, Bacillariophyta, Bacillariophyceae, Bacillariales, Bacillariaceae. The record is from the annotation of a GenBank genome assembly.